GAAACAUCGAUGUUUUGAAAACAUCGAUGCAUCGUUUGCAUUCCUAAGCACCGGUAUUGUGUUGUGUCGUUUGUUAAUUAAAAAAUAAGUAAUAUAUUUCUCUCAAAAAUGGAUAAAACGGAUGAGGAUGAAUCAAAUAAAUUCAGUUUGUUAGCUAUUGUAUUGGACACAAAUCCAUCCCAACGUAUUGUGCGACAAAACCCGCAGUUGCUAACUCAAUUCUUGGAUGCUAUUAUUGCUUUUGGCAAUGCACAUCUGAUGCAAUGCUCCCAAAAUAAACUAGCUGUCCUUUCUUGUCAUCAUCAUGCCACAGACUUCUUAUAUCCUAUGCCAGGAAAGCAGUUGGAUAUUCGUCAGGUUGAUGGACAAUACGAGGUCUUCAGUUUAGUAGAGAAGACUGUAAAGCAACGUUUAAGCCAUAUUAUAACCAAUGCUCCGAAAGUUAAUGCGCCUUGCGAGAGUCUCUUAGCAGGCAGCAUGGCAAUGGCUCUAUGCUAUAUAUCUAGAAUACAACGUAGUGCCGCCGCAGGUGUUAAAAUGCAUUCACGUAUUUUAGUUGUUACAGGCAGUAACGAAUGCGCCUCUCAGUACAUGACAUACAUGAACGUUUUCUUUACGGCACAAAAAUUAGGCAUUACUGUUGAUGUUUGUGCAUUGGAUAAGACUAUGAGUCUAUUACAACAGGGCUGCGACAUUACAGGUGGUCAAUAUCUACGUCUAACCCAGCUGGAUGGUUUGCUGCAAUAUUUACUGUGGGUUUUCCUACCCGAUCCACAAAUGCGUCAAAAGUUGGUCCUACCUCCUGCGACGAAGGUGGACUAUAGGGCCGCAUGUUUUUGCCAUCGUGAAUUAAUUGAUAUUGGCUACGUUUGUUCGGUGUGCUUAUCAACACGGUUUUCAAGAUACCCGGCCCAUUGCCGUCAAAACCAAAAAAGAAGAAAAAGGUCUGAUUAUCCUUUUGUUAUCUUCCUUUAUUAAUAUUAUCUAGUUCGGAAAUUAAUAAAUAAAAUAUUUUAUCAUUUAAGUGUUCCUUGUUAAUUUGCUGAAGUACAUUGGCCCAAAGUUCGCUGGCAGAUAGGGUAGUACCAUUUGUCCAUACUUCAUAUUCUUUGACUGCUCAAAUCUAAAUAUAUCCUCGAACAAUCGAAUUAAAUAACUCAGAUCCUUUACUGUCGCCGUUAUACCGUGCUCGUUGAAUACCUUCUGUAGUGCCAUGUGCACAACACCAUCAUUUUGAACAGGUGAAAGAGCACAUGUUGAAUAAACUAAGCUACCGCCCGGCUUAAGGAGCCGUAAGCAAUUUGACAAAAUAUUAGCUUGCAGUUCAGGUAUGCGUAAACGUUCCUUGAUACGAGUUGUUUUAAAAAUAUUGUUAUCAUUCUCCAUCAAAGAAUGGCGGUCUGUGGUACAAGGUACGUCUACAAGAAUUUUGUCAUAACUCUCGUAAACAUCUAAGAACCG
Molecule: messenger RNA, 1461 nt
Organism: Rhagoletis zephyria (snowberry fruit fly)
Lineage: Eukaryota; Metazoa; Arthropoda; Insecta; Diptera; Tephritidae
Gene: Tfb4
Product: transcription factor B4
Biological process (GO): regulation of DNA-templated transcription; nucleotide-excision repair
Cellular component (GO): transcription factor TFIIH holo complex; transcription factor TFIIH core complex
Source: RefSeq, a predicted model, not a curated record